AUGAGUCGCGAAACGAAGGAUCACAAUCUGGUCACCCAAUAUCUGCACUCUCGAGCAAGGGAAAUCCUUAAAUUGAUUCAAAAUGUUGCCAUUAUCUCGAUCGGCCCUUCGUUUGACCCUUCAAUAGGAGUAGAAAUUGCUCAGAAGCUGGCUUGGGUUUCUUUCUCGGAACCUGCGCGUGUGAAGGAGAUCGAGUCUGAGAUUAUCUCGGCCUUUAACCAUUUGUUCCAAGGAUCCUUGAAUGCCACUACAGAUGCAGCGUACAAAACCGCGUUUUGCCUUUACGCACUUCUUUCGGCCGUCCCAUCGCGCAUUAUAGAUGUUUUUGCGCAGAACACAGAACUUGUCACGUCUUUGGCACGCUGUUACGAUGCACCGUUGCUAUCGAGCUCACCCAAUGACACAUAUGCCAUAAACGCGAAGGUAUUAAUCCUGGAUUGUCUACAUAUCGUCUUCACGCAUCACCUCAACAAAAGAUCCAAUAUUUCCAUGGGCUAUCUCUUCGCGCUUCUCCAUGCCGUGUUAGAUCUCCCCUCCACUCCCAGUACAUCUUCCAAAUUUAUUCCCUUCUUCAAUAGACCUAUGCUGGGAGAUUACGAAGCCGUAUGGAAUUUGUCGGAUGAAAUAUCUCAACGUGCCACUGAAAGCUCGUUAACACGUGGUGUUGAGUACGUGGUGUCAGCUCUUCGAAUGAGAAAAGGGAACAUGGUAGGCACUGCCGGCACUGGCACCCCGCUGAGCGCACUUGCUCAGCAGCCAAGGUUGCGGACAUCGGCUACACUGCCGGCCGCACGGAGUGACGUAAAGGGAAGGGCAGAAUAUCAACUUUCAAUGUCGACGAGUCAGCCGUAUAUCAAGUGCUGGAUAUACUUCCUGACGAAAGCAUUGUUUUCGUCAGGAAAUGCCUUGCGCAUCCAGCGUUUUAUGGCCCAGAUGGCACUCCCAGGACGGGAGUUAGGAACAUCGUUCAGAACUUCGGAAAGCGUCCCGACCGUGAGGGAAGAAGCCUCUCUACUUGGUUCUCGCAAAAAUAUUUUUGACAGCGUGCCUAUGGACUUUUCCCGGCUUAGGAUCGGAAAACAACGUCCCGAUAUUGGAGCUUCCAUUGAAGAUUCCCAAGCGUCAUCGAGGGAGAAGUACGAUUUGAAGGCAGCCAUCCUUCGUCGUGCCCAAGAACUGAGCGACGGUGAGAGUGAGACGGGAGCGACGAACAUCCGUCGGUCACGUUUGACUGUCGCGGAUGGGGAUGGGUCCGAGGAGGGUACGGAUGGUGAGACAGAUGGACCUAGCGCCGCGCCUACACCCGCAGAGAGGAUAGAGACUAUUUUGGAGUUAGCAUACACAAAGGAUCCAAAAGUCUUUGACCGAAAUAGUGAGACACGGCGAUCCAAGGAACGAGCAGGCCUCAAAGCCGAGACGGGCUGGAGUGAUGAGCAACUAGAAGGGUGGCGAAUAAUGCUCGAACGUAAUCCUCGCCAAAAGGAGAAGAUGCUGGAACGGCACGAAUUUUCCGGCAACAUUUCAUUGCCAGUGACGGAAACGGAUUUGGGAGGGUCGGCAUCCGGUUUGAAUGCAAGCAUGAAUCGAGGGAGUGGACGGAGAGGCACCGGGAGGAGACAUGAUGGGGGACGCCAAUUGGACGGGAAUACGGUACGAGAUCGGGCAAGGAAGGAUCGAGCGGGAAACCAGCAGCGAAGGCGAGGGCACGACAGGAAGAUGGCACGCACCGUUCCAUCCGUAGGAUGA
Messenger RNA from Cantharellus anzutake, 1746 nucleotides. RefSeq lists its product as uncharacterized. The record is from RefSeq and is a predicted model, not a curated record. The transcript is spliced from 8 exons. The coding region runs from base 1 to 1746 and encodes 581 amino acids. Lineage: Eukaryota; Fungi; Basidiomycota; Agaricomycetes; Cantharellales; Hydnaceae.